UUUGACUCUCUUUUCAAAGUCCUUUUCAUCUUUCCCUCGCGGUACUUGUUCGCUAUCGGUCUCUCGCCUGUAUUUAGCCUUGGACGGAGUCUACCGCCCGAUUUGGGCUGCAUUCCCAAACAACCCGACUCGUUGACGGCGCCUCGUGGGGCGACAGGGUCCGGGCCGGAUGGGGCUCUCACCCUCCCAGGCGCCCCUUUCCAGGGGACUUGGGCCCGGUCCGUCGCUGAGGACGCCUCUCCAGACUAUAAUUCGGACGGCACAGACGCCCGAUUCUCAAGCUGGGCUGCUCCCGGUUCGCUCGCCGUUACUAGGGGAAUCCUUGUAAGUUUCUUCUCCUCCGCUUAUUUAUAUGCUUAAACUCAGCGGGUAGUCCCGCCUGACCUGGGGUCGCGGUCGAAGCGACGUGCGCUUCGUUUGCUGGGUCGUUCUGAGGCCAUAAUGUCGGCUGCGCGUCGGAUGCACUGCGUUGAUAAAGCGAGGACGCCCACCAUGCGCUGUGUCCGGCGCGGUACACCGGCAGCCCGAUCUUCGGUCCACCGCCCCUUGCGAGACGAGGGACCAGA
Molecule: messenger RNA, 566 nt
Organism: Aegilops tauschii subsp. strangulata
Lineage: Eukaryota; Viridiplantae; Streptophyta; Magnoliopsida; Poales; Poaceae
Source: RefSeq, a predicted model, not a curated record